Musca vetustissima is the source of this 3387-nucleotide messenger RNA. RefSeq names its product protein inturned (gene in). Lineage: Eukaryota; Metazoa; Arthropoda; Insecta; Diptera; Muscidae. The transcript is spliced from 2 exons. Gene Ontology annotation, biological process: cilium assembly; vesicle-mediated transport; nervous system development. Gene Ontology annotation, cellular component: cilium; cytoplasm. The coding region runs from base 1 to 3387 and encodes 1128 amino acids. The record is from RefSeq and is a predicted model, not a curated record.
AUGCGAAGAUAUAAUCCGGAUUUUGUUCGAUCUUCGACGACCGAAGCGGAUUCUGACAGUAAUUCCGAAGAUGAAUCCUAUAGCAAUUCAUACAGUGACAGUGAAUUUGCCAACUGGGAGCAAUACGUGUGUGAAGAUGGAUCAUUGUUUUAUAUUGAAUACAUACCGAUCGAUAUGUGUAAAACAACAGCACCAACAAUGGAAGCAACAGGUGAAGGUAAAGUUGAAUUCCAGAGAGAUUUGCCUUCGAGAAGUGGCAAAAAAGGCAGUCGAAGGCCAAACAAAGAAGAAGAUAAGCCGCCACCAAAAGCAACAAACGAUAGUAUUUUAUUUAGCAAUGUGAACACCAGUGAGGAUAGCUGCAAAACCCUGGAAUUAGUGAUUACUGCUGCCGAUCGAUAUCGUUUUGGUCGUCGGUCAACAGCUGUGGAGUCUAUAUUGGGAUUUAGUGUGGUGCCCUUUGUUGAUAAGCCGGAAUGUUUAAUGGUGGAUGCUUUCAUUCAUGAUAUGCCUGAAUUCUUCCAACAAGGAAAACACAUUCCCAUAGGCAGGGGAGAUUGGUUGAAAUCGUUGGACAACAUUGAAAUUAGAGCCAGCAAUAUUGAUGACUUAUUGUUGCAGUUCGACGAGCCUACAAAGGUUUGCCUUAAGUUUCAAGGCCAAAACUCUCUGGCUUCUUCUGUAGACCUAAGAAAGGAAACUGAGGGUAGUGGGCCAACAUAUUCCAAAAUCGAAAAUUACUCGCAAUUUUCCAUGCAAUUCGAACAGUUGCAAAAAUCUUUGGAAAAUACAGCUUCGAUGGCAUUUGGUCUUCUGAUUUUGCCACCGGAAUGCUAUCAAAAUGACGAACAUAAAAAAUAUAAUCCGGAUUUUGUUCGAUCUUCGACGACCGAAGCGGAUUCUGACAGUAAUUCCGAAGAUGAAUCCUAUAGCAAUUCAUACAGUGACAGUGAAUUUGCCAACUGGGAGCAAUACGUGUGUGAAGAUGGAUCAUUGUUUUAUAUUGAAUACAUACCGAUCGAUAUGUGUAAAACAACAGCACCAACAAUGGAAGCAACAGGUGAAGGUAAAGUUGAAUUCCAGAGAGAUUUGCCUUCGAGAAGUGGCAAAAAAGGCAGUCGAAGGCCAAACAAAGAAGAAGAUAAGCCGCCACCAAAAGCAACAAACGAUAGUAUUUUAUUUAGCAAUGUGAACACCAGUGAGGAUAGCUGCAAAACCCUGGAAUUAGUGAUUACUGCUGCCGAUCGAUAUCGUUUUGGUCGUCGGUCAACAGCUGUGGAGUCUAUAUUGGGAUUUAGUGUGGUGCCCUUUGUUGAUAAGCCGGAAUGUUUAAUGGUGGAUGCUUUCAUUCAUGAUAUGCCUGAAUUCUUCCAACAAGGAAAACACAUUCCCAUAGGCAGGGGAGAUUGGUUGAAAUCGUUGGACAACAUUGAAAUUAGAGCCAGCAAUAUUGAUGACUUAUUGUUGCAGUUCGACGAGCCUACAAAGGUUUGCCUUAAGUUUCAAGGCCAAAACUCUCUGGCUUCUUCUGUAGACCUAAGAAAGGAAACUGAGGGUAGUGGGCCAACAUAUUCCAAAAUCGAAAAUUACUCGCAAUUUUCCAUGCAAUUCGAACAGUUGCAAAAAUCUUUGGAAAAUACAGCUUCGAUGGCAUUUGGUCUUCUGAUUUUGCCACCGGAAUGCUAUCAAAAUGACGAACAUAAAAAGUCGCUCUAUUAUUACCCUGAUAAUCCCGAUAAUUUUCUGUACAAGGCACGUGGAAGCUUCCUCACGCUCAGUACAGUUCUAACGGAGGAAUUAAAGACAAAGCCGUUCGCAUCGCAAUUGUCUUUCAAUAACGAGGAAUAUGUUGUUUUCUAUCGCAAUUUGAAUGGCUUUCUUGUAUUGUUUUCGUACCUUGCCUCUAUGGUAACAAUUCCCGAAGGUAAUCUGCGUGCCGAUGAACUGUUGACAUACAUUUCGUUUAUGCAGCCACAAAUGAGCUUGGAUAGUUUUAAAAAUGCCACAUUUAUUCAAUUUAUGCACAAUUUCUGCAACAUUCAACGUAUUCGUCUGAUGUGUCAGAAGGAUAGACACAGAGGAGGAUUCCCUUUGGAAGAAGCUAUUAAGGAAUCACGACAUUUACCCCUUCCAAAAGAGGCGCAAUUGCGCAUUUUCGACGCCCUAAGUGAAAUGGAAGCCAUGGAUUAUCGCAACUGGAACGAUGAGCCAUUGAAUACACAUCGCGAGUUCUUCAUUUACGGCAGUACGCUGUACUACGAUUGUUUUAUGCUGACAUCACAAAUGCCCCUGGAAAUGCGACAAUACGUUGAGACAUUUCUGCGUUGUCGUGGUGUGUUCGAAUUCAGUGCUAAGCAUGGCACCAAGGAACUUUAUAUUUGGGAAGAGGUUAAACUUCCGGAUAUGAGUGAUAGGUACUUCUUGGCAGUUUGUGGCCGUGGACACUUGUUAUUAACCGUUAUUUUGAAACUAUUUUGUCCCCCCGAUUUUGAUAUAAAUUCUAAAGUGCUUCCAUCUUUGUUCUAUAUCGAAGAAAUCCAGGAGACACUUGAUCAUCUCUUGCAAUGUGGUAUUGAAUCGUUGGCAAUGUUCUGGGCAGUUUCGAACAAACGUCCGGAAGUACAAAACCUUUUUGCGGAUGGCAAACUGUUGGACUCGAGCAAAGAAGGAAAGAGAAACGAUUUAACACUAAUACGAAGAAAAUCAUCGCCCUCUUCAGCCAGUGCGAGUCAUGCGCAACGAAGUGUCCACUAUGAAGAGGAUACGCAAUUGUGUUCGUCUUUGGGUGGUUCAUCGGUACACAGUUUAACACCAAGUGAGGAUGAUUCAAGCAAGAAACGACUCAUUGCGAAUGCAGAUGACAGCGACAGUGGUUCGGACUGGGAGAAUUUCAUGGAAGAAAAUAUAUUACGCUGUGCUAUAGAUGCGGAAUUACAAUCUCAGGUCACCGAAUCCCUGUGGAAGGAAAUUAGUAAUGUGGUGCCCAUAAAUAUAUCAUCGGGAUGCCUUAAUAACAUUUACUAUUACAUUUAUGUGGAUGGCACCAAUUGUACAUCAUUCUCGCCCCUGAAGUCUGCAAAGGAUACGGCGCCUUUUGCUCGGGAAAUGCAUUUGGGCUUUCAUGCAAUACGCAAAACAUUGCGAUCGACCAGACAUAGACGAGACUGGCAGAGGACUCAGAAUACACGAGACCUAAUGAUUCCAAUAAAAGAACAUGGACUGACUGUGCAAGUGGUUGAUAAAACUUCUCUGGAGAAGUAUAAAUUUGCCGUUAUUGGACGCUUGUUUUUGUCGCCACCUCGAGAAGUUUAUAUUUGUCAUAGACCAGAUAUGCCUGCAAAUAUGGUAGAGUUAGCAUUCAGGUUGUCGUUUUUUGCUUCCGGUUAA